AUGGCGGGGAGGAACAAUGAGACGCUGGUCUGCGUGCCAACGGUGGCGAAGACCGUGGAGCAGAUGCUGGACGACGUGGGCCGCGCCAAGGCCUCUGGAGCCGACGUCGUCGAGAUCAGGCUGGACCACCUCGCCGCCUUUAGCCCACGCCGGGAUCUGGAGCUCCUCCUCAGGGCUCGGCCUCUGCCGUUCAUAAUCACUUACAGGUGCGCCUUAGCCUCCGCCUCCCCACUGACCAAUCUCGAUCCGUUUUUCCAAAAUCCCGUGAACUAUCUCGCCUGUUCGGGGGCAGAUUCAUGCGGGCUCCGAAUAAUUACUUCAUUUAGUGCUGAAAUGAGUUGAAAUUCAUUGCUUUCGAACUUUUCUCUACUCUCCAUCUGCACGGUGAGGUGUAUCGUCUACGAGCCGCCGUAAUGUGCUGACUCUAAUCGUCUAUCUGGUGGCUCUGUCAUCCACGGGGAGCCAAAUUUCUUCGAAAACAUGAUAAAUCUGGGGGUUUUCCAGAUUAUCUCAGCUGUGGUGCCUUCUUACCUACCAUCAACUACGAGGAAAUGCUCGUUAUUAAAUAAUUUAAGCGUGUCUCAUGACAUAUCGGCAAGUUGAGUUUCCAUAUAGAGGUUUUUAAGCCCAAGGUCGAACUCUUAUCCGUUUUUUCAAUGGUCACGGCCAGCUUGCCAAGACUCCUGAUGACAUCAAACGGCUAUUUGGAGAAUGAAAGACCGGAAUUGAAAGCUUUAGUCUUCCAAGUUGUUUAACAUAAUUGACGCUGCGAAAGUCUAGGCCAUCCGAUUUUCUUCAUCGCCGAAAUGUAGCAUCAAGUGGAACUUGUUUAAAAAAUAUAUUUUUUGGCUGGUAUCACAAAUAAACCCUUUGUAAGACCUUUGAUUUCAUUUCGGGUGUUAUUGCCAGUGCCAUUGUUCACAUGAAGAUUUAAUGUCAAUCCUGUAAACCUCUUGUCGGCAUCAUAGAUAUUUAAGGCGCUUGAAGACUUAUUUCCGCAAAUCCAUUAGGGUGGGACCAUCUUCUUUUCUGUAUUCUCUCUCUCAAAGUGAGUAAUCAGAGAAUAAUAUGCAUUUCCUGGACAUUUUGUCAUUUUCUCUCUCGAAUAUUCAUGAUAUACACCUUUCUUUCCAUUAUCAUCGCUAUGCAAUCCAAUUACCUUCCUGUUACCUGAGAGUAUGGCUGCAGUCAUCUGAGCCCUUCAUGUCAUUACGCGUACAUUUACUAGGCCAAAAUGGGAAGGGGGCGAAUAUGAAGGUGACGAUGAUGAGAGACUGGAUGUGCUUCGUUUGGCCAUGGAAAUGGGAGCUGAUUACGUUGAUGUGGAGCUCAAGGUUCUCUCUGUUCCACCGUCAUGGAUUAUUUUCUCAAUCUGUUAUUAUGGCUAUGUUAAUUUGUGGGACUGAGGCCUCUAAUAUUUUCAUGGAUCUGUAGUGGCAUUACAGUUUCGACGGCUAUCAUGUAUAACGAGUGUUCUAUCCACAUUGGUGAUUUUUAGAUAAUCUGAAAAUUUAUAAUGUUUUUUUCUGAGCUAUUUAUGGUCAUUUUCCAGAAGCAUAUUAUUUCUCUGGUUAGAGUAAGCACAUGAAGUCAGAUGGUGAGCAUUCCACCCGUGAUCAGAUUCAGACUGAAUAGUUAGCUUUCCAAUAAAAGACAAGACAUUUUGAGAGAAAAAGCAAAGGUAUAGAGGAUCCUAAUCUAAUAUUAGAGGAUUAUGCUUGCAUCUUUUAAGCAGAGGUAGUCGCAUCAGUGUCAUUCCUUAGCAUCCACUUUCGGACCCAAAUUGAACGGUUGUCAGUUGAUUCGAAAAACUUCAAGUUAUGAAUCCAAAGAUAGGUAAUAGUAUAUCAUUUAGUUGGGCUGCACAGAGAAAAGCUGGGUGCCUGAUGUGAACAUAGAUCACAGAAAGAGCAUGAAAUGUUGUGGCUUAUAAACCUCUCUGGAAUGAUAAUCUUCUUAAUUUGUCUCAAUCAUUGUAGAAUUGAAAUUUAUAUAUAUAUAUUUUUUGCUUUCUUCUGAAGAAUAAAAUUUGUCUACAUUGUAGGUUGCUCCAGAAUUCGUUGACUCUAUAUCAGAAAAAAAGCCGGAUAAUUUCAAGCUUAUCGUGUCGUCACAUAAUUAUGAAAGUACUCCUUCCAUGGAAGUUCUUGGCAACCUUGUUGCAAGGAUACAAGCUGCUGGGGCUGACAUAGUGAAGAUUGCCACUUUCGCUGCUGACAUUUCAGAUGUGGCGCGGAUGUUCCAAACCAUUGUUCAUCACCAAGUAAGUUUUAAGUGAGCACACGUGCCUUUGUGAAAUUAACAUCCUUCAUUGUGUCCUUGAGUAUUUUUAAGUGAUUAGUUCUUGAGACACGUCUAAUUUUGAAAGAAUUGUAACGCACCUUAUGAGGAGAAACUGGAAAAGGACUAAACCACCAAUCAACAGGUUUCAUGUUUCAAGAGCUUUCUGCAUGUUUUUCGUUUAGAGCACCUUCACUCUCCAGUCAAAGAUAACUAAACUAAUCAUAUUGAAAAGAUUAUUCUUCAUUUCUCACGAUAUGCAUUUUUAAUUAUUUUAUUCAUUUUUACAUAAUAUAUUUAUGAAAAUUUCUGCUGCUGACUAAACAAAUUGAAGCGUCAGGUUCCAAUAAUAGGCUUGGUCAUGGGGGAGAGGGGUGUCAUCUCCCGAAUACUUUGCCCAAAGUUUGGUGGUUACCUUACUUUUGCCAUACUUGAUGGAGGCAAAGAAUCAGCUCCAGGCCAGCCGACAAUCACGGAUUUGUUGAAUGUAUACAACAUCAGAAACGUAGGAUGUGACACAAAAAUUUAUGGCAUUAUUGGGAAGCCAGUUGGUCACAGUAAAUCGCCUCUUUUGCACAAUGGAGCAUUUAGAUCUGCAGGAAUAAAUGCUGUUUAUGUGCCUCUUUUGGUGGAUGAUCUUACCGACUUCCUCAAUGUCUACUCAGCUCCUGAUUUUGCUGGAUUCAGGUUCAUCAAAUUUUACCAAACAUAAUUUUUUUGUUCUUCAUUUUGCUAUAGGCUUUUCAUUUGUUUGACUAUUUGGACUGCUUUGAUCUCGAGCCUUUUUUUAAUGCUGAGAUUUACCAGGCUUUCAUUUGCACUUGGUGAUCAGUAAAUCAGGUAAAAUGAAAUGAGUGAUCCAUAAGAUAAUUCUCACGAUUGUGAAAAAUAUUUCCUUAAAUAGUGAAACAAUUUUUGCCUUUUCUUUUUGAUAUGAUCAUUUAAGUCGUCACAUUUAUCACAUUUUGUAGUUCAGCGCUUUUUUUUCAUUCAUUUUAUUUUUUAAUUUAUUUUUCUAUCUCUCGACAGCAAUGGACCUUUGCCCAUGCAUUAGUGAUAUUUUGGUGUACUGUAUGCAUAGUCACAUACGCAAUAUCUAUCCAUAAGUAGGUUAUUUUCCAUGCAUAUUUUCGAGUUUGGUACAAGAACCGAACCACCCUCGUUAUUCUUUGCUUCAUUUGUUAAAAACCCUCUGAAAACUAGUGAUGCUAAAAUUUGUAUGAAAUUCAUCCUUAAAUGAGAUUUAAUAUUAUCAAUUACACUCGGAGUUGAUGGUUUGCUUGCUUCGAAUGCGUUUUAUAUAUACUAUGAAGUUAGGUUUAGUUUUGGGGAACUCAGAGCAAGAGUUGUGAAUUCCUUAUGACAGAGUAAGAGCUGUGUAAUGUACAGGGUACUUGUCACGAAUCGGGUCUGAAAAUAAAGAAACAUAAUAUAAGAUACCAAGUAUGAUUCCUGGGAAAAGUUAUUCGUGGUAUGUUAUACUCGAUUGUGUUUAGCAGUGAGGACAUUGGUCACUCUGUCGGAGCCCUGUGACUUUUGGAAGAAAUUCGAAUGGCUUAUUCUACAUCAUUCUACAUUUCUAACGUGUCGUUGCUCAGAAUAUUCUCUUUUCAGUGCCACCACGCCAAAACUGUGGUAUAGUUGAAUAUUUAACCAAGUCUUUAGCCUUCUUCUCGGCAAUGUUAUUUUAUACUUUUCUGGCAAACAAUAUGAGUGGUCACAACGGAGUCUCCUGUUAAAAUUUCUGUCGAGUAUAACAGUUGCUUAAGCUGUAAGACAGUCUUCUUCACUGUGUAUUCUCUCCAUUGAAGAAGGCAGUUUUCUGGCAUAGAUUAGCCAUUUCAAUUAAACUGUCGAAUAUUCUGCCCUCCUGAAACAAAUAUGCAAUUCCUUAAAAGAAGGCCAUAGUAAAGUAUAGUAGGUUCACUCUUCAGAAUCACAGCAUAGUAGGUUCACAUAUUAUGUCUCCUCUUAAAGUUCUAUAGGAUUUGAUGUCUGCUAAAGCUGAAAACUAUUCGUUUUCACACUUGCUUCCCAUCAUAUAACUCAGUUGUAUUCUAGUAUAGUUCAGACCUUGGUUUCUAACCAUUAGAUAUUUGCCCUCUUCUGAAACAGCUGUACAAUUCCUCACAAGGAGGCGGCAGUAAAAUGCUGUGACGAAGUCGACCCCAUUGCCAAGGUAGCUGGUCCUAUCUCUCUCAUUACUUUUAGAUAAUCUGAAUGGGAUACUCGUGAGAUCGUAUUUCAUGAGCAUCUUGAUUUAAUGAUAGAGUUAAUGACCUAUGAAUUAUAUUCUUGGCAGUCGAUAGGAGCUGUAAAUACGAUUAUUCGGAGACCAAGUGAUGGGAAGUUACUUGGUUACAACACUGACUAUAUUGGUGCUAUUUCAGCGAUAGAGGAUGCCAUUAGAGGUUAUUUCCAUAAUUUGUUUUAUUUUUGGUAUCGAUUUAGUACUCGGCACUGUAUUUGAUUUUUCAGAUCGCCUGACUUUGAAUUUUUUUCUCAAAGCUUCACUUGAAAACAGUUCGAAUGCUUCGCCACUCAGCGGUAGACUAUUUGUUGUCAUUGGUGCUGGUGGUGCUGGUAAGGCACUUGCUUAUGGUGCCAAGGAAAAAGGUGCAAGAGUUGUAAUUGGUAAUCGUACACUUGGUAAGCUAAACCUCCUUCACUUUUCCCACGUAUUUUUAUUAUUCUGUAAAAUCGGAUUUUUUUUUUUGAUACCAGUAAUCUUGUAGCCAUUGACUAUCUCAUGUACUAGUUGGACUAUGGAUCAUGUCCCCAAUGAAGUGGGAUGUUAUACACUGAAAACAAAAUGAUAUGAUGUGGUGUAGAUGCAAAGGGAGUUGUAGUUGUUUAACAGAUCAUGGCCAAGUGAGUUUUGUGAAUGUACGAUUAAUAGCUACGAGUCAUUUGCAUUGUCAGUGAAAUGGAUUAUGAGUGAUCAUGAGAUGGAUUCAUCAGUAGAUCCAGUCAUAUUACGUGGACCUGAGUGAUCUCCCUGACGGAAGAAUUUAGACAGAGUCUCUGUUUCUUGGCAAAUAAUUAGUGGCGACUGCUUGACUGAAGAGAAUCUUAUGGGUUCAAAUGCUGCACGCUUGAAAAUAAACCAAAUGAUAGAAACCUAUGUCACUUAUAUCAUCAUAGCCAGGAGUUUCCCAACUGCGUCCUUCCCAUGCUUAGUCUACUUUUUCAUCAUUAUUUUUAAUAAUAUUUUCUCAAAAAAUUACGAGUGGUGCUUAUGUGGGACGCUUGAAAAAGACUAUUUUGGAAUUCUUUUUGUUGUAUUCUUCAACGGCAAAGAAGAUUCCGCAUUACUGACUACAUUGAUAUUAAAUGUUCUCCAUAUCUGAAUGUUUAGUGUCAUCACGGUGUUCUUUGGGGAUAAUCACUGUCAGGAGUUGGAUUUUAAUAAAAAAUGGUCAGUCUGCAUGGGAACUAAUUAAUUUCUUUAACAAAAGAAUUACUUUGAGUUGGACUUUUUUUUUUUUUUGAUAGGUGUAGCGAGAAGCCUGAAAGGAUUAAAAAAAAUGAUAUAAGAUCAUUGAUGAAGACUUAUCUUGUCACAUAAAGGAUCUCCUCAUUGUAUCUUCCAUGUAAAUCAUAGACAUUUUCUUCAUGUUUAUUGAAGAAUCCUUAAAUUGCUUACUUGCCAAGUAAUGCUGGAUGAAAGUUGCUCCUUGCAGAUCAGAACAUUCAGGGGCCUCAGACAGCUAAAGAUCGGCCAUUAAGAAAAUAGAUUCACUCUUAAUCCAUCUAAUCAGUCUUAGGUAGCCAAUUGCUUUGGAGCAUAGUAUUCUAAAGCUGUCAUGUCUUUUUCCCUUUCUGCUCUUCAACUAUGCCAAAAAUGGUUCAUGCUCAACAAUCAUAACUCUCCAUAUUAGACUGCCAUAAAGCUAUAAUUCUGGUUGAGGAUGUUUCCAUUUUUACCAUAGUUAAAAUAACAAGUGUGCUUAUAUUUUUGAUAAAUUAAUUUUUGUGAUUCCAAGAUCGAGCUAGAGAACUUGCUGCCUUAGUGGGAGGAGAUGCUCUGUCCCUUGCCGAGCUGGAAAACUACCACCCAGAAGAGGGGGCGAUUAUUGCAAAUACUACAUCGAUCGGGAUGCAUCCAGCUAUUGAUGACACCCCUUUAUCGAAGGUUUACCCUAUUCUCCCUAAGUUUCACUCCUUCAGUGUGACGAGUGGGAUUUUAGUAACGUUAUACUGCGCCAGAUGCCAUUCCUAUGCGUUCCUAAAGUCUCUUGGGUUUGAAUCUCGCAGAAAGCCCUGAAAAAUUACUCUGUGGUGUUUGAUGCGGUCUACACACCAAGGGUAACGAGAUUCCUGAGGGAAGCAAAAGAGUCCGGAGCAACUGUUGUCAGCGGCCUUGAGAUGUUCAUCAGGCAAGCAAUUGGACAGUACAAGUUCUUCACGGGCCUGCCUGGUAAGAUCAACGACCCAGCCCAGAUUUCUAACUCGGCGUUCAUGAUCUUUCAUGAUCUUUAAUCGCCAGCUUUUUCCUUUUCUAUGGCCUUGUGUUCUUGUGCAGCCCCUGAGGAAGUGAUCCGGGAGACUGUUGAAAGAAUUGCAUAA
This is a messenger RNA of Spirodela intermedia, 6849 nucleotides long. The record is from the annotation of a GenBank genome assembly. Lineage: Eukaryota; Viridiplantae; Streptophyta; Magnoliopsida; Alismatales; Araceae.